Messenger RNA from Osmerus eperlanus (European smelt), 2572 nucleotides. RefSeq names its product suppressor of cytokine signaling 3b (gene socs3b). Gene Ontology annotation, molecular function: 1-phosphatidylinositol-3-kinase regulator activity. Gene Ontology annotation, biological process: intracellular signal transduction; phosphatidylinositol phosphate biosynthetic process. The record is from RefSeq and is a predicted model, not a curated record. The transcript has 2 exons. Bases 120 to 770 code for a protein of 216 amino acids. Gene Ontology annotation, cellular component: phosphatidylinositol 3-kinase complex. NCBI's taxonomy places the organism in Eukaryota, Metazoa, Chordata, Actinopteri, Osmeriformes, Osmeridae.
CCGCGCCCUGGGCCCACUGUGUGACCCCCUCCUCCUCCCCCCUCCUCCCCCCCACCCCCCCUCCUGCUCUGGACCCCCCGCCCCUGGGAGAGCCAGAAGAGGCGGGGGGUCAGGGCGCCAUGGUAACCCACAGCAGGCCCCUUCCCCCCGCCAUGAACAGCGUGACCCCCCCAGAAGCCAGGGGUCAGGGGUCAAACAUCACCCCUCACCGCUACAAACCCUUCAGCUCACACGCCCACUACCAGCAGGUGAUGUGUGCCCUGCGUAAACUCGAGGAGAGCGGCUUCUACUGGGGGCCCGUGGGGGGCCGCGAGGCGGGGUCCCUGCUGCGCUCGGAGCCCCCCGGAACCUUCCUGGUGCGCGACUCCUCGGACCACCACCACUUCUUCACCCUGACGGUGCAGACGAGCCACGGGACCAAGAACCUGCGCAUCCACAGCUCCGGAGAGGGGGGCUUCUUCCUGCAGCCUGACCCCUGCUGCGGCCUCACACCGCCCCGCUUCGACUGCGUGCUCAAGCUCAUCUCCCACUACAUGGGCAGGGGGGAGGGUGGAGGAGGAGGGGGGGAGGCGGGGGUGAGUGUGUACCUGAUCCACACGGGCGGGGAGCGCGUGCCUCUGGAGCUGCGGCGCCCGCUGCCGUCCUCCCUGUCCUCGCUGCAGCACCUGUGCAGGAGGACGCUGAACGGACGCACGCCGGGGUCGGAGGUCACGGAGAGACUCCCGCACGCGCUCAGAGACUUCCUGGAUGAGUACGACGCUCCCAUCUGAGCACUGGGGGGGAGGAACUGCUCCCUGGGGGGAGGGAGGGGCGAUGUGGGCAAAGUUACUCUUCGACAGACGGAAGUCUGAACGGUUCUGAAGGGGCUGGAGGCAUGUUGGCCUGGACACAGCAGGAUUCUGAAGAGACCCGUGUGGGUUACCCCCCCCCCCCCCCCCCUUUCUCCAACCUGGUGUCUCAUGGUCAGACCAAGCCAGGUAAACACCAGGAUCAAUGUUCCCUGGUGACUGGCUCACACUCAGACCAGACUCUCGUUGAACAUUAGCCUGACAGGUUAUCACGAUGGCAGUGAGCUCUGGCUCUGAACAUCACACGGUUCCCUGGAGCUUCUCUGCUGGUUCUCUGCUGGUUCUCUGCUGGUUCUCUGCUGGUUCUAGGAAUGAGAAGUCUCUGGUCUGAUGUUGGUGAUGAAGCUGUCAAGGCUUGAAUCUGGCUACAGACUGGCUGGAGCACCAGAGGGAGAGAGAGAGAAGAGAGAGAAGAGAGAGAGAAGAGAGAGAUAGAUCAAGAGAACAGCAGUCAAUGUCAGAGCAAGGGGUCCAGAGCAGAGAAAGUAUGUGUGUGUGUGUGUGUAUGUGUGUGUGUGUACGUGUGUGUGUGUGUGUAAGUCUACACAUUUCCACUGCUGUGUGCCAAGAAGCAUUGCCUCAUAGAAGGGUGUGGGGCAUCAGGCUUGACGACAACCACUAGCCUCACUCUCUCACACACCACACACACACACCACACACACACACACACAGCUUCUAUAUGCUUGUCUGCUUGAGGUAGCUUUUGCAAAAAGUGUGAUGUGGUGUCCAUUAUUUUAGAAGAUUCUCCCUCUCUUUCUGACUCCCCCCUCUCCUCCCCUUUCCCCCCCCCUCCCUUCUCCUCCCUCCCCUCCCCAUCUCCCUGGUUUCUGUGAGAGGGCAUGUCGUGAGAGAGCGUGUCGUGAGAGAGCGUGUCGUGAGAGGGCGUGUCGUGAGAGGGCGUGUCGUGAGAGGGCGUGUCGUGAGAGGGUGUGUCGUGAGUGAGUGUGUUGUGACAGUGACGUUGUGCAGAACCAAGUCUUGGCAGGCAGCUCCAGACAUAGCACAUCUUAUUUUAGUCCAGCUCGGCAAAAAAACAACAGAACAAACACAAUAACAAACUCAACAACGGCUGCAGGAUAAUGACAUAUGUGACAGAGGGAGAGGAAGGAAAGGGGGGGGGGGGGGAGGAGGGGAGCACGGGUGAAGCAGUCAUUCUAAAAAAAAAUACGAAUAAAAAAAAAACAGACUCGGAAGGAAACGAUGCAACCGGACAGGAAGUUGUUGAUGCAGAACCACGAGCAGCCCUUAUUCUGGGAUCCUGUUUACUGCCUCAUUACCCCAGCUAGUCUCCUUGUCUGUCUUUCACCAGAACCCCGCUUCUCUUUGGCACGAAAGCAGCAUCUGUCGGCUGUCUGGACUGGCUGUGUGUGUGUGUGUGAGCGUGUGAUGGUCUUUAUGUAUGCGUGUCAGCUUGAGAGUGUGUGUGUUUGUGUGUUACUCCUCUGAAUCGGUGUGUGAGUGCCGGGGCUGCAGCUUGCUGUCUUCCUGAGGGUGUCAACCUGCCAAAUCAACAACAUUUACAUGUCAGACCUCCUACUCACAUGUAGAGAUUCAUCUGUCUUUUACAAAGACACAAGCUUGUCAGUGCAAGCUGAACAUUCUGGAAGAGAAGACAAAAAGUAUUACAACAACAACAAGAAAUGAACAAAGUAACUUUGCACAUAUUUAUAUUUCUAAGAUAUUUCAAUAAUUUAUAUUAAAGAGCACUAUUUUUACAAAAGGAA